AUGACGGAGCCAGUCAGCGUCCAGGGCACUUCUCGCUUCAGCCAAUCAAGGCUCACGAAUCCUAUGCUUGUUCCCGUCUUCUCUGGCCAUGCUCCUGAAAACGCACACUCUACUCCUAGUGAGGGCGGAAAGCCUCGGCGGCCAUCUUUACUAAGGGCAAAACCCUUCGCGCAAGCGGAAGGAAGGAGCUACGAAAUGUUGACAGGGCGGUAUCUGAAGAAAACCACCAAUCAAUACACGGAAGGGGGUGGUGGUGGUAGACAGGUAGAGGGUUGGUACAGGUUUUAUAGUCAGACAGGCGUGCUGAUCUCCGUCCCCCAAUACCUCUACUCCGCGGUCAUCUCUGAGCUCGACGCCAUCCAGGUGAACUACUACCUGGACGAGGAGAACUGCUGGGCCCUGAAUGUGAACGAGCUCCGGCGGGCAGUGCGGGAGGCCAAGGACCACUGUGACCCCAAGGUGCUCUGCAUCAUCAACCCUGGAAACCCCACAGGCCAGGUACAAAGCAGAAAGUGCAUCGAAGAUGUGAUUCACUUUGCCUGGGAAGAGAAGCUCUUUCUCCUGGCUGACGAGGUGUACCAGGACAACGUGUACUCUCCAGACUGCAGAUUCCACUCCUUUAAGAAGGGGCUCUAUGAGAUGGGGCCCGAGUAUUCCAGCAACGUGGAGCUGGCCUCCUUCCACUCCACCUCCAAGGGCUACAUGGGUGAGUGUGGCUACAGAGGGGGCUACAUGGAGGUGAUCAGCCUGCACCCCGAGAUCAAGGGCCAGCUGGUGAAGCUGCUCUCGGUGCGUCUGUGUCCACCAGUGUCUGGACAGGCUGCCAUGGACAUCGUCGUGAACCCCCCGGUGCCAGGAGAGGAGUCCUUUGAGCAGUUCAGCAGGGAGAAGGAGUCGGUCCUGGGUGAUCUGGCCAGAAAGGCAAAGCUGACGGAAGACCUGUUCAACCAAGUCCCGGGGAUCCACUGCAACCCCUUGCAGGGCUCCAUGUACGCCUUCCUGCGCGUCUUCAUCCCGCCCAAGGCCGUGGAGGCGGCUCAGGCCCACAGGAUGGCCCCGGACAUGUUCUACUGCAUGAGCCUCCUGGAGGAGACCGGCAUCUGCGUUGUGCCUGGCAGUGGCUUCGGGCAGCGGGAAGGCACCUACCACUUCAUAAUUCAAUCCCCGCUCCUAGGUCCAAGAAUUUAG
Lemur catta (Ring-tailed lemur) is the source of this 1188-nucleotide messenger RNA. Its product is annotated as alanine aminotransferase 2-like. Gene Ontology annotation, molecular function: pyridoxal phosphate binding; L-alanine:2-oxoglutarate transaminase activity. The record is from RefSeq and is a predicted model, not a curated record. NCBI's taxonomy places the organism in Eukaryota, Metazoa, Chordata, Mammalia, Primates, Lemuridae. Gene Ontology annotation, biological process: biosynthetic process.